Dermacentor silvarum is the source of this 15019-nucleotide messenger RNA. RefSeq names its product calcium/calmodulin-dependent protein kinase type 1-like. Gene Ontology annotation, biological process: protein phosphorylation. Gene Ontology annotation, molecular function: calmodulin binding; ATP binding; calcium/calmodulin-dependent protein kinase activity. Lineage: Eukaryota; Metazoa; Arthropoda; Arachnida; Ixodida; Ixodidae. The record is from RefSeq and is a predicted model, not a curated record. The transcript is spliced from 10 exons. The coding region runs from base 373 to 1458 and encodes 361 amino acids.
CGCCUUUGCCUGUUCGUCUUCGUGCACCGAACAAAAAGCGAGGCGGCUGACGAAGAAAGACCCCGAGGAGAGCAGAGCAGCAGGACUGCGACUUGCCGCUCAGCGCGCGGCGCGCUCCGUCGGCAUAGCGGCGGGAGAAAACAAAAACAAAACGGAAAGUAUCGAGCCGCAGCCGCUGCGCCUGGCGACGUCACCAACGCUUUACCGUGACGUCGCCGGGGGCGCUCCGCGCAACGUCACGGAUAAUGGCGCUCGCUCUUUUAGGAAAGUGUACUCAUGGCGUCCGGUGUAGCGUGUUUAGCGGCGGCUUUUAUUUAGGAGUACGGAUUCGUUUUUCGGUGUAAUUCGACGCGGCGUCCCCGUGCUAUCGACAUGCCGCUGUUCGGCAAAAAGGAUUCUCAACGAAAGAAGGACAAAGACAGUGUCAGUGUCGAGGAUAAAUAUGAGUUCAAGGAUCUGCUCGGAACUGGGGCAUUCUCCCAGGUUGUGCUUGCGGAGAGUAAGGACACCCCAGGAGUCAUGCAUGCUAUCAAGUGUAUCGACAAAAAGGCCCUCAAGGGAAAAGAGGACUCCCUCGAAAAUGAAAUCAAGGUUCUCAGAAGGUUGAAGCAUCCAAAUAUAGUCCAGCUUCUGGAAACAUAUGAGGACAAAAACAAAGUCUACCUCGUUAUGGAACUUGUUACAGGGGGUGAGCUAUUUGACCGCAUUGUAGAGAAGGGGAGCUACACAGAGAAGGACGCCAGUGACUUGAUACGGCAGAUUCUUGAAGCUGUAGACUACAUGCAUUCACAAGGGGUUGUCCAUAGAGACCUGAAGCCCGAAAACCUGCUGUACUAUAGUCCGGAUGAGGAGUCCAAGAUAAUGAUCAGCGAUUUCGGGCUUUCCAAGAUGGAAGACUCUGGAAUCAUGGCGACGGCAUGCGGAACCCCCGGAUACGUCGCUCCAGAGGUUCUAGCUCAGAAACCUUACGGAAAAGCUGUCGAUGUCUGGUCCAUAGGAGUUAUCGCCUAUAUUUUGCUUUGUGGCUACCCGCCAUUCUACGAUGAAAGUGACGCCAACUUGUUUGCUCAGAUAUUGAAAGGAGAGUUUGAGUUUGAUUCACCUUACUGGGAUGAAAUCUCGGACUCAGCGAAGGACUUCAUCAGGCAUCUAAUCUGCGUGGAUGUGGAGCGAAGAUACACCUGCAGACAGGCACUUGCCCACCCUUGGAUAUCUGGCAACACGGCCAGUGACAAGAACAUCCAUGGCUCCGUCAGUGAGCAGCUGAAGAAGAACUUCGCCAAGACCAAAUGGAGGCAAGCUUACAACGCAACAGCGGUAAUCCGGCAGAUGCGGAAGCUCGCCAUGAGCAGCACGGGGUCGUCCCAAGACGGCGGUGCCCCCGCGGAUGCGUCCACGAGCGGACGGCCCCUGGCAGCGGCAUCGUCCACAGCCGCGGUGCCCGCUAACUCCGAAUGAGUCUCCUCCUCUCCACCGGCCACACUCUCUCUCUCUCUCAUUCCAGACUGCUGUCACCGUCUCACGUUCACUCUCGUCGGCCCUUUUCCACUUCAUGGUUCCACAUUGUGUUAUUUGCCACAUUUGACUGUUUUCUUCGCAUCUCAUGUGUGUGCGCGUACAAGAAGUUGAGUGAAUGCUGCUCUCGGUUCAUACUUGUCACGCAUGUAUUCUUGUCACGCGGAUUGUUCUUGCAUUACAUCGGCCUUUGCGGAACCUGACCAGUGGUGUGGAGUGUAGCCUAAAGGGGCCCUGCAAUUCACUGAAGCAGCUGUUUCUUUGCAUCCUCAACCCUUAUACCGCUCUAGUUACUUAAAAAGAGCAUCGAAUUGGACUUGGUGCAGCAGGUGCUGUGCCUUGCAAUACUUGUGGCGUUGACUUGGCUGUUGUUGGAACUUUUUUGACAGCGUAGCUACAAAUGUGCUGCGAUCUCCAUUGAAGAGUAGACUCGGCAGUGGUGGCUGUCACCUCGGCUGUGCACCUGCACAAGUGACGUGUUGACAAAAGAUAGCGACGAAGUGAAAUGCAGGGGAAGGGCAAACGCAAUGCUUUGCAGGGCCCCUUUAAGUACAGGGUGGUUCAGUAUAAAAGAAACUACUAAUUGAUAUUUAAUCAACCAUUACUGCACCGGUGUCUGCUCAGACCUUGUUUGCUGAUACUUGCUAAAUAUUUCUCCUGGUGAACAAUCUGUCCUGAAGAAGUAUCAUUUUUUAAUUCUAGGGUAAAAACCGAGCGAAGAAGGCAGUCAUGAACACAAACUAAUGUGUGUCGCCUUUCAUAAUGAUUCCUCGUUGUGCAGUCGCUGUCAAAAGGUUACAGACCAUGAGAUCUGAGAAAACACUGAAUUUCCAAGUGGUUUGUGACCAUAGCCAGCAAAACCAUUCAACACCAUGUUGGCGUACUAGUGCAGGCCAGGGAACUCCGAAUAUCGCGCAGCGGAAAUAUUCAGCUUUCUUUAGGUUCCGCAGUCCGUAAGCUUUUGACGUCGACUGUAAAUAAUAUAUGUGCACUUCACCAUGGAUCCCUACUGUUAUUCACCUUUUCGAAGCAUAUUAUAGUAUUUUGUUUUUUGACGGCCGCCCUGAAUGGUGAGAUUUGCUAUGACUGACUGCUGUGGUUUCAGAUGACAACUCGCUUGUUGCUUAAAGGGGAAUACUAGGUCAAACUAGAUUGUUAGCAUACAUUUUCGUAAUUGCAGGUAAGUAAGUCUCGCUAUGAUGGGAGGCCUGCUAAGUGAGAAAUUACAGCAAAAGAAAUCGUUCACAUUUGUAUGCUAAUCUGACAACUGAUGCCUCAAAGUCAGUGACGCGGUGUUCGGAGACACUGGAGGUCUGUUUGCUGGCCCGCAGCCUCGCUCGAAUGUAUCAGCAGUUGCUGCGGUGUUCAAGCACAGUUGUGGCUGGCUGUUCUUAAUGAUAGAUUCCAUGCUGACUGCACUGCAAUACCAGAGCGACAGCUUUCACCGCUGCAGCCAUACGAACUCCUACCUGACCUCCAAUGUGGAGCUAGUGCUACGGAUUAGAAAUUAUGGAUAAAAAAAUUACGGAUUCCCGGUUAAAAGCACUGUGCACAUAAGGUGUGGCCCUGAAUGUCGUAAAAUAUACAAUUUCUUGACAGUUGACUAGUCUGAAUUACCAUCAUGAAUAAUGGUGGUGCAGGUGUGGUUUUGUAUGCACAUGACAUUUAUUUUCCCUCUAUUUGGAAGUUUGUGAUACUCCCCGGCAGAGAGAUUUCUCUUUUGUUGGACCACUCUUCUAGAAGCAAAUUGUGUCAUUGUUUUUACAUACAAAGAAUGCAGCAAAAGAAAAUAAGUGGCUAAAUACUAUAGCUUAGGCAUGAAUGAUAUGUAUGUUGCUUGUGAAUCCCUUUUUUUUUAAUACUCUCGAACACGCAAUUAUCAGAUUUCUUUGUCAUCUAUCUUUCACCUGUGUGCAUUCACAUCACCAUCACAAUGUUAUCCGCAUCUAGCCUGUGUCAAUUUUUAGGGGCUGCUUGAAAGGGGCCCUGAAAUGCCUUGUCAGCAGAUGUAAAAUAUGCAGUAGUGUUAGUUGGGGUGCAUCGUCCAAGGUGCAUUACAUGGAAUGAAAAGUUGUUCAAGAUGGAAAAUGAUGUGAGCGUAUUUAUUAGGGAGUCGACCGUUGCUCCUUCUAUUGCCAAAUGAGCCCUUCCUUACGUCUUUGUUGUCAUGCCUUGCUGCUGUUUUGUUUUUAGACUGUGUAUGACUCUCUCCUUGACUCAGGUGCAUUCUCUGAGUCAGCAUGGUUUUAACGUUUUCAUGGCAACCAGUCAGUCAUGGUAAUUAAAGAACCUGACCAGAGCAGCGCUGUUAGGCAUGUGCUGAAUUGAAGAAAAAGCAAAAGCCAUUACAGUUGAAAGUUGAUGUAAUGAACCCAAAUAUAACAAAUUAUUGGAUUAGUAAAGUAAAUCCGACAUUUUCUUGCCAAUGUUAGGUUAGCAUGUAAUGAAUACAUAUUUAUAAUGAAUAUUGCAUAUAAUGAAGGUAUUUUGGUGUUGGGUGAGGAUUUUUUUAUAAGGGAGCCUUGACUGUACCACAGCUUGUCACCUUCAGGCGCAGUUGAAAGUCCUUCAGAAUUGUCCCACCACUUUGGUCAGGCUUUUUCAAUGUAACAGAGCACGCACAUGCAUAGAGUUUCCUACAGAAGUUCCUAGAGGGAGCUCUGGCCCUGUGAUGUUUCAGCUACCAUGGGAAAGCCGGCUAGUUUAUGGAUUUGUCUAAUCUUUUUUCUUGUGUCUUCAGACAUUCUUGUGGUGUUAUUUAUUACGCUUUUCGAAAUUUCCGAGGAACCACGUUUUUCUAAAUGUGUGAACACAAUAAGUUUCUGCGCAUGUGCACGACCAUAGCGUGUUGUCUCUUAUGUAAAACAAUAUCUGGCUGGAAACGACGAGCUUGCAAAGUCGCAAGCCGCUUGAAGCUAAGGGGAUGAAGUUUAGGCAAAUUUGUGCACUGCCAUGCUGGCUAAAGCACCAUACUUGUAGCUCUGUUAGACACUAGUGCCCGGGUUUCUCUUAGUCAUUUUUGUUGCAAACUCGCUGUGGGCAUGACUAGAACACCCUAAGGGACGCGAAGGCACUUGGAAAUUCUGUGAACAUUGGUCUGCCACAGCUUAACGCUGUAGUGCUUGUAAAAUGGUCAUUGAAAUAACUGCAGAAGCAGCAUAUGAAGGUCCGAUGCUUUGAAAUGAAAUUUAUCUGUGCCAGUGAGUGUUGGAGCCUUCUUGUUCGUUUUUUUUUUUGUUUUUUUGUAAGCUUCCCUUUUAUUGUUUUUAUGCCAUCCAGACUCUUUUCGGCUCCCGCUAUCUGCGGUGAUUAUUGUCAUUUCGCCACUUGUGUCAUGUUGUGCAACCACGAUGACCUGUGUUGUCACGGCCACAGAUGGAUGCUGUGUUGUUCAUAGUUGUUGGGAAAAAAGAAGUGAUAUCGACACUUAUUCUGCCCCUUUUUUAUUCACAAUUUAUACUGUCUGCAGUAUAAGAUCAUGUGACACUUGAUUAAGCUUAAUGGUUAAGCUCUUCGUUAUAGUAUCUAGUUUCAACUGUAAGAGCAAGCUGUCGUAGAUGGCUUUCCAGUGGGCUGGAGUCCCUCUUUAGAAAGAUUGAUAGGGGCCCUGAUUUUGUUGUUUGGUAGCACCGCUCAUAGGCUUUGGGCAAAAGCUAAGCAAAGAAAAUGAAGAACAAUCAAAUGGCUUACGGAUGCCUAUCAGCGUGUGUAGUUCCAAGUUUUCUGAGCCUUCGGCUGUGGCUCUUCCAAUUGCCAUCUCGUUUCCAUCUAAAACUCUUAAUAGCAUGACAUUUCAUAUUCAAAGCAAACAAAAUAAGCUCACCACGGAAUAUAGUCGCAGUUGCAUCAUCACAUUAGUUGCUGUAAAUUGGUACAGCACUUACCCUUUAAGGGAAACAUUGUCAUUCACCUGACAGUACCACGUAGCUACAAAGGAAAUCAAUCCGAAAGGAUUUUCUUUAAAACCCACAUUGAAUUUCCAUUGUAGCCACGUGCUGCUGUUGGGUAAAUGACAGUUUCUUUCCUUUCAUGAAAUCUCCACCAACAUGCAGAUUUCUGCAGAACUGAGUUGGUGUAUUCACUUUCUCUGCUCUUCGAGUUGUCGGUAGAUUUGGCCUCGCUCUACUAUCUGCUAGCUUCCCGGUUAGCUCAAAUGGUAGAGCAACUGCCCAGGAAAGGCAUUGGUCCUUGAUUCGAUUCCGGGAUCAGGAUGAAUUUUUCUUCUACUGCAAAGUCUUUUUUCUGAGAAAUCCCUAUGGGUUUCCUUUAUAGCUUCAUGCUACUGUUGGGCAGGUGACAAAUCUUUCCAUCCAUGAAACUUUCUCGUCCUCGUGGAAUUCCGCAGAACUAAUUUGCCAUGUUCGGUACUUUAUCUGUAAUCCAUGACUGUCCAUUAUGUGCGAUAGGGUUUCCAACACCCCUUCUCCCCCGAUUCCCCCACCUCAACAAAGGCAGGUUGAUGCACAACUUGCGUUUCUCCAAUGGAGAAACAUGCCUUUUCUUCCUCAUCGAGUUUAUUUUUAAAUUAUGCAUCAGCCAUCCACUUCUCUUUGGUGCAGUUACAGCCUCUCUUGUUGGUGCGAGAAUGUUCCCUUGCCGAAGUGAGUGAUUGCCAACAUCUUCAUCAUAGCCUCGUCAUAUUGACACCUGUCUCAACUUUUUUUUUUUCCUCUUCUGAGUGGAGAGGUGGCCGUCGUUUCUCUCGGACAAAUAGGGAGUCUAGCUUGGCAACAAUGUGAUAUGUGCCAAACAGGAAGCGCGUGCGGUGUGGAACACGUGUUCUCACAGCCGUGUUCCUUGGACGGACAGACGAACGGAGUCGACAGAGGGCUUGGAUGCCAGCCUUUGCAGGUUUCUAAGAAAACGUUGAGAAGGAAGAAGAGGAGCUUUUCGUCCCACGCUCGCGGUUUUCUUACGCACAUUUGCGCGCCAUUCUGCAUUUCUUCUUUUUCCUUUUUCCAUUGUAUAUUCUGAUUACGCUUCACUUGCAUCUCUAGCACACUCUGCAAAGCAUGUUCCGAUGAUUUCACCUUUGUGUGUGUCACUGAUGAUGUCCCGUUGCUUCUUCACGUGUUUCUUGCACGCGUGUAAAGAACACUCUCCAAAAACUGGUGUGGGCUUCAGGAGGAGGGUUCACUUGUUUUCCCUCGCAUGUGUUUCAGCAAUGUUUUACUGAAGUGGGUGGGACUCUGCGAGCUUGGCUCAUUAGAGCCCUCAUCAGAAAUUUGGUGUUGGAGUGUCUGAUAGCUAAACACGAAAAAAAAAAAAAAACAUGGAAAGGUCAGCUUUGGAAUUGCCUUUUUUUCUUUCUUUUGCUUGAAGUGUGCUUUCAUUUCCCGAGCCGCUUCGUUGCGGCUAAGCUUUCUUAGCUGCUUCUCGUUCAAAAAGUAUUCUUGUCUAGGCAUCCUGGACGGCUCUUUUGUUCUGGUGGCAGGCUUUUUUCUGUCUUAAGUGUUGCCACCCAUUGGGUAUCGGGUAGCCCACAAGCCCUUCGUUGUUCCACGAUGCCGCAGGUAUUUGUAGCGGCGGAGCAAGACAAGAAACUGUCGAUCACAAAACCUCGGGGAGCGCUCGCGUACGCCCUGGCAAAACGCAAGCGGCAUGCCGACCUUUUUAUGCAGCCCAUUCUUGUCGUCAAAACACCUGACACCACGCAGAGAUGUGUGAAUGACCCUAGCGAACACUUUGAGGGUGCCAACACUGCCGAUGCAGAAAAAAGAAAGAGACAGGUUGCAUCCUUUGACAUUAAAUUCCCUGUAAGCUGUUUGCUGUCUGGAUACAAUAUCUGGCUUCCAAGUCAAGCAGACUUCAAGUUGUGCUAUAAACUCCGAACAAUGCAGCAACUCUAUACAUGGCCCCUACAUGGCCUUUGUUGGAUGUGUCAGCACUGAUUUUACAUUCUACGUUGAACUUACAGAUGUUUUCAACAAAGUGAGUCAGGCAUAACUGCUGCUCGAACAAGCUCAGUAUUUCAGUAACUAGCAAUACAGAAGUUCUUCUAAACAGUACUACAUAGCGUUAGGGGUGUCGAGGAGGAUGUCCUAAAAUAAAAUCAUUUGAGUGGAGGGGGGAGUGGGGUUCUGAGAAGUAAAUGGACAAAUUGAAUGCAUGAAUAAUUGGGUAGACAAGUGAUGCUUGUCAUGUAUUGAGAAAGGAGUUUCAUAGUUAUGACUCAGUUGAAUUGUGCAGCGUAAGAACUGUCCUGUGAUCAUUUCAACUCUGAGAAAAAGUAAUGGAGGGUAGGCUAACAAGGAACACAUAAAAAAAAAACACAUUGAGAAAUCUUUUGGCAUGAGUUGAGAUAUUAAGUACACCAGAGAGAAGAUUAUCAUCAAAAAUCUAAAGAAAAAAAGCUGAAAGUUUGUAAAAGAAAUUGCAUAUGUUUUGUACAAAAAAAUUUCUCAUUUCCAGUUUUGAAAAUGGUGAAUGAGGUGUUUUUAAUGGUCAUAGGUACCUUAUUCCAAAGCCCUAUUGGUGAGGACAACAAACAGUUGUUGAAAAUGUGAAAAAUUCUUGCCAGUAAUGAAUGGAAUUGGCCCUCAGACCCUUGUUUUUCCUAUUUCUUUUUUCGCAUUUGAAGGGUGUUAUUUUGAUAUGCAAUUAAUAGGAAUUUUCUUUAUGCUCAUAAAGGCAACCAGAAGCUCGUAGAAGAUUCAUAGCUUGCGAGCAUUCCGAAAGCUUACUUUAAUAAAAGCGAAUAAACGGUGACCAAAGUAACGACCAAUUGCUUAGUUACCUUACGUAACUAAUUGCUUAGUUAUUUUUUGUAACUAAACAGGUUUCCCGUCCUGCAGGCAGAUAAAAGCUUUCCACCAGCUGCAAGGUGCUUGAUCAUUGCGGUAUAGUAUUAUAAUAACAGAUAACGCCUUACAAGUAAUAAGCAUAGUUAUGGUGGGUUGGGAAAUUAUAGCCUGUGUCGGCACCGUCAAAGUGUUGGCUCACUUCCCUCGAAGUAUAAUGUAUUCUACCAAGCGUACAAACUACUGCCACUAUGCACUAUUUCAGUAAGUUUAGGUGCAUUUCAUCUGAAUUGAACACAAAACAGGAUUAUCCUGAAUGUAGAUCUCCUUGCUUCCUACCGAUUAUUUGUACGCCUGUGUGCUACAAAGUAUGUUUCAGUUCUUACCGUAAAUUCACUGCAUUACCUGGGUCAAUUCAAAUUGGUGAGAAAUGGUUAGCAUCGUGUUUCCUUCAUUCUUACGUGUAUUUGUGUGUUCGUGAGUGCUUGCUUUCAGAAUAAUAAUAAAUAAAUAAAUAAAUAAAAAGUGGCAUGUACUGCUUUGCAGAGAAUUGUACAGCAAAUACCCAGCAGGUGAGGCGUACGACAACUCCUUCCCUUCUUUCCCACAUUGUACCAUACGUCUGUGCGAUGAUGUAAAUAACUUUCUUUCUGUUUCUCCUUAUUUUGUACAUGUUCAAUACUACGCUUUGAUAGGCGCUUUGAAGUUACAUUUGAUAGGACCCAUUAGCUUGUUGCAUAAAACCUCGCAUCUGUUAAUUUUUUUCUCUCUCAACCAUUUUUUUUUUUUUUGCAGCACUGCAUAAUAAUUAACUAGAUGGCAGAGACAGCUGUUGCGUGUUUUUUAAUUUUGUGCGCUACUGUACGCACAAUAUUAAUAGCUGGCCCUUGCUUAGCAUUGCCCCUUGGCUAAAGAAAUCCCAUAGCAAAGCAAUAAGUGUGCACCGUGUAAUUGACAUAGGCUUUGCGUGUUACAUAUGCUUUUGAUGUUGUAGCUGAACCCCCCAAAAUGAGAAAAAGUAUGAUGUGUAUGAUGCAGAUUAUGAUGCAGCGUACAAUGGAUACAUGCUGUACAUAAAAUGGUAUUAACGCUUGUCCUGCUCAAACAUGAUGACACGCCCAGUUUUUGCUUGGACAUUAUUUCUUGCUGAAGCUCUCAUUCUCUAUUUUUUUUCACAGAAAUUUUCUCAAGGCGCAAUGUUCUACCAUUUUCUCUCGUAGACCUUGAUUUUAUAUGCUAGCAUGCCAGUUGCUUGAAUAUGAAAAGGGAGCACUUGAUCCAUACUUAAGUAAUGAUUAGUGUCUCGCACGAGUUUUUACUCCUCAACUGCUGAGGAGCUAGCUAUCUUGUUUGAAGACCCUUGCCCUACGCGUUUCUUUCUUGGUUUCAACAAGGACCUAUGAUCAAGUGCUCCCCAUUUCAUAUUCGUCUCUGCUGCACACCGAGAAAAUAUUUCCAAUGUGCUCCUCAUCGAACCCGUGCUUUGCUGGUAACAUUUCAUUUGCAAAAUUAGCUGAAUGCCUCGUUCAGUUUUGCAAUGUGUAUGUAAGCUGUGCAAAUAUCACAUUUAAAUUUGGUCACAAAGCAUAUCCUACAUUGAGGAUCUAACUUGCCUUAAGGUGUUCAUAUUUUUAUUUAAGGUUGCAUUUUCUUGUUGCGAGGGUGACGCACUGCACCCGCGAGGCACAUGUGUUUUGAUUCACUAGUCAUGGGUUUACAGUGUGUACGACGCUCUGUAGGACAAGUAGCACUGUCCUUAUGGAAUCCCCUUAGUUCUUUUUUUUUUCUUUUUUUGUUUGCUGGACAAGAAAAGUGUACGUGAGAGGUGUGCAACUUGGUGUCGAGAAACUUGAACAACCUUUUAGCCACCCUUCCUUGAGCCCUCUCUCCCAUAAGCCUCAUUACUGUUAUCAUUCCGGUGUAGUUCUCACACGUCCCUUAAGAAAACUGGGGCUCAUAUGGGAGCAUGACUUGUUGUUUGCCAACGUGUUUCACGCACGAUUUAAUGUGCCGGGGGAGUGUCGGCCACAUGUAUCUACAGUCUUGUUCAUUGUUGAAGGGAACAUCAUCCAGUGGGCCAACCACCUCUCUAGGCUUAUGUAGCUCCAGGUUGGCAGAUGCACUGACAUGCUUCACGCGUGUUUAAGAAGCAAUGGGUGUCAUCUGCUGUAAGUCGUCUGGUGCAUAUGAGGGAUCAUUUGCACUUACCACAGAGGGGCAUUCGCAUGUGCCCUUCAGCAGUGAACCUCACUGCAUGGUUUCUUUGAAGUACUGCCAUACUAUAAAGGGGCCCUAUGACUGGUUAACUAAAUUGCUAAUUACCUCGCAUAUGCAAAUGCACUGCCUCAUGAAGACUCCCUUUCUCAACAAAGGGAGUCUUGACAGAGGUGCUUUGCAGGAAUAACAUCACUGGAAACCUAAGCCUAACCUGCCCACUGUGAUUGCCCAGUGAAUAUGGUUUUGCCGAACUUGCUGAGCUUAGGGUCGAGGGCUCGAUCUCGGCCACGGUGGCUGCAUUUCGAUAGGAGCGGAAUGCAAAAACGCUUGUGGAUUGUGCAUUGGGUGCACAUUAAAAAACCCCAGGUGGCCAAAAUUUACCCGGAGCCUCCCACUUCGACAUGCCUCAUAAUCUGAUUGUGGUUUAGGCAAUUAAAACGCCAGAGUUAAAUUAAUUUAAAAUAAAUUUGCCCUCUUCAGUACCCAAAAGCAUUUCCUUGAAGGUGUUUCGUUGCUUUCUGUAGUUCUGCGAGUGUGCUGUUUGCAUUCAAGGCUCUCCACCAACAAGUGCUGUCUUGUGCAUUCAUUGCUUCUUGUCAUUCGUGGUAUGGUGGAAGGUGUUUUUGGUGCAGGAAGCACUCCGCUCAGUAGUUCAAACAAAACAGCUUCGCAGGGAGAUGAAGACUUGUGAUCGAGCGGUCGAACAGGUGAUUUAUCAGAUAGCCAGAGACGACGUUUCGCCAAGGCGACUUGACUUUGUUGGGGCAACAACUGCUUCGUACCAUGAGGAAUUGUUGCACUGAUGUAGGGGGCAAGUUCCUUUGUUGAAACAUCGGAUUCAGCUACCUGAGACAUCCCCUGUUCGACCACUGAUGAUCAACUUCACUCAAUCAGAGGUCGUUAGACUGCACUUUCUCUCCUGUUCUUUUUUAUUCUACAUAUCAGAUUUUUGGCAUGCAUGCAGCCUAUUAUGCGUGUCUGGUUUGACUUCUCCACUGCUCCCAUUUUUUAUUCCUGUUGAACAGGUAUUUGUUUCCCGCACUUCAUUGCACACUGUGGCAUCAAUCAUUCAAAACAUCUAGAAAACAUGGUCCCUAGUGGUUAUUAUAGUGCCCCAUGAUGCCCCUGUGCAGUUCUGACUAGCGUGCCAGCCUAUCCUGUUUCAUAAGGGGAUGGCUUUGCUACGAUAAAGCACUUCAACAGUAGAAUCACAUUAAUAUGUCUUUCGAGGAGCUGCACAGAAUGGCUGUAACAGAUGUUAAAAUCUAAUUACUGAGAAAGCCAGCAGCCGAAGGACUGGGACUCGGCAGCAGGGACCAGGAAAGCUAAUGCAGCAACCAGGAAAAUGCAGCAAUGUGGAAAACGGUUCCACCAUAUGAGUACACAUUAACCCCUCUCUGAUCACAUGUCACAGCUCAUAACCUUGUCAGCAUGGUGGGGGCAACUUGAAAAACUACAUAGGAUAUGCAUACAAGACAUGUUCACUGGGUGAUGGAGACCAAGUGAUUAACUGUAGUGGAACAAAGUAACCCUCAGGCUGAAGCUAUUGUUUCUAAAAAGACACUUGCCUUUGUCAGGUCAUAAAGAAAAGGGGUGUUAUGGGGCGCCCUCUGGCUAAGUGUAGUGUAAACAUGCAUCGGUACUCGUGUGCAGCAUGUUAACAAUAACUGAUGCCAUUCAUAGUCUAGCAACAAUAUCAUGCGUGGUUGCCUCAGAUUGUGCCAUGCUCGCUACCAGGUACGUAAAAGCCAGAAUGGGAAUUGUUCAGUAAGGGGAAUUGUCUUCAUCAGGGACUGAUGCAAAUAGGUUCCCUUGUUGAAAUGCUGGCUACAGCUUGAGGAUUUCCCUGUUUGGCUGCUGUUGAUAGCUGUGUGAAACAUUGUCUGUUGUGGCCACGUGGCCUUGUGGCCACGUACUUCUGCUUCAUGCAGUGAUCUUAUGUCUGGUGCAGUUUAUUAUGUUGAAAAGACCGUUGCAGGGCCCCUUUAAUUAUGGCACGAAGUGGCGUGCCUCAACGGUGCACCGUUAUAGCAGAUGUUUCUAUUCAGAGAUGUACCUUUGUAAUGCAGUGUUAAGAGCAGGCACUUUGCCAUUUGUUUCUACACGGUGCUGAUAACACUUGAUGUGGGCAUGCACUGUGUCCCGAAUAUGUUGCAUAGUCAGAAAAAAACAACUGCAGUAUGUUUUGGGGGAUGAAAGAAAGUCUUUUUUUUUAUCUUAUGUAAUGAGUUGCUCUCCAGUGUUUUCUUUUAAAAUAUUGACGAGCUGGUAUAUAAAAUAUUCUUGUGUUCACGUGAUGGCUGGGGCUCAUCUGAGUGCCUCAUUAAUCUCCACAUUUUUCAGCACAUCACACUAAGUGUAGCCAUUACUCUCAGUUCACUCUUGCUGCUCUGUAUUUUAAGCUCUUGCAGCACUUUAUGAGUAAUAAUGAGUGGAUUGAAAUAUCGUGUAUCAGUCCUUGCUGUUGUUGUGUGCUGAUGCGCAGAAAUGUCACAACUCGCCCGUGUGCACUAAAGAUUGUACAUAACUUUGUGCUGUGAGAGCGCAUGCCAGACUGCUAAAUCUUGUCAAGAUGUCCUUGUUGGUCAUUCAUGGCAUACUUUUACACUGCAGAAGACAAAACAUAUGAGAAGAAAAGACAACACGACUGCUGAUAUUGAGAAAAACAAAAACUAAUUGAAAGUGUUCUGAAACCUCCGUUAGCAUUUCAAGUCCACACCUUGUUUAGUCUUUAAUUGAAAAUUUGUUCAAUACAUGUGCUUGUGUUUCUAGGUGUCUUUCUGGUUCAUGUUUUCUGCACUGUAAAAGUGCAUUAUAAUCCACGGAUUAAUAAGAAUGCCUGGAUGCCGACCACAUCGAAUGCUUUCUAUAAUGUUCUGCCCAAGUUCUUAGUUUUUGACUCCAGAAAAUGUUUUUGAAAGGUAUGCUUCUACUGUAUGAAUUGUGCCAGCCAGUGUGAGCUUUCUGCAAGGCAGGGUAUCCGCAGAGUUUUACCACAGUGCUAAACUUGCCAGCAUAUCAAAACGCAAUGUCACUAUGCGUGUUAGUAUUUCAUACCUCAGAUCUUCUUGUUGAUCCAUGCGGGCUUAAAACAAAGUAAAAAAAAAAUUAAUAAGCACAGCCUAUAAACCAAUGCAUAAAAAGCUUUCUGGGCGGGGUAGAGCAGAGGAGCCUAUUUUAGGAUUUGAAGAUGAAGUCUCACAUGCCAAUGGUUGAAAGCUCACCUACAUUGAUCAUUCAGGAAAAUGUGAUGUACUUAAUGCUAAACAAUGUUUUUGAACAAUUAGAUCAUAAAUGAGGUUCCAGGAUUCCCGUGCAGCAUUGCAUAAAAUAGGUCAAGAUAGGGGACAAGCUUUAGUACAGAAAUUGUGGGAGGAAUGGCAAUGAAAAGACAUAAUUUGCAAUUUCUAGCUUUUUAUCCUUCUGUUAGUAAAACAUGUAUUCUGGUUUGAUGUCAUUUCAACCUAACACAAUAUGAUCACAUGGUGUCUACCAAAUGCUCUGUGACCAUGUUUGUUUGGUUAUGCCAGAGUAAAGGUAGGGACUUUGUAUAUACAAAGUUUCUUUAAAGCAUUUCCUCUCUUCUCACAUAAUUUUUUGCUCUAAUGUGAUUUAUAUUUUUUGCUAUUUUAUUAUUCUAAAAGUUCCUCACUAAAUAUUUUGUUGUCUUGCAGAAUAUUUCCUUUUUUUUUAGCUUAAGAGUCACCUACUUAGUUUCAUUGGCAAGUCGAUUGGUAUCCUUUAGACUUGCAUCACAGAUAUAAAUCGGUGGAGUACAUUGUGUUCUACUUGUCAAAUUAAUGUGCGAGAGCGAGGGCAUGCUAUUGAUGGACAUUGGAAACAACUGCACCCGUCGUAAAAGAUUCCCCCCUUGGUGCUAAUGUAAACACUUCUUUGCGUUCUGACACUGUCAAGCUGUUAAGAUUGUAUUGUGUGUCGAGGUGUACCAGGAAGCGUUGGUUGGAAUUGGGAGCAUGCAAUGUUCCAGGUUCGAGGGUGCUAACGACUGGAUGGUAUUACGACAUUGUCACUGAGAAUCCACAAUGCUUUGUGUCAUUUGCCAAGUUUCUGUCUCGUCAGACGUAAUUUUAAACAAAAGAUAUGUGUAGUAGCACAAGAAAAAAGAAAAAAACAAAUUCUCUACUCUCCCCCGCCGGCCACAUUCUGAACUGUACGUCUGCGUCCCAAAGUGAAAUCCUGGUAUUAGUGACAUGUGCACAGGCUUGUCACAUACUACCAAUAGUAUAUAUAAAUAUAUACAAAUAUGUGUAUCUAUAUAUAUAUAAAUAUAUUGUGUAUACUCCCAAGCCUACAUGCAAACAGGACAUGUAGCUGUGUGAGCCCUGUCUGCAACGGUUUCCGGUUGACCUUCAAGUAGUGAACAAUGAAUGACUAGUCAUUGCCUGUUCCAAACUGUAGCUAUAACAUCUCUGUUUCUUAACACAGAUAUAUGCUGUCCUCUCUUUCCUCCCCCCCUCCCCUUUCCCUUCUUUCUUUACUCUGCUGUAGCCUCUUUAAGCGAAUAAAUUUAAAUUUUGCCAUUUUUA